CCCCGGCCCUGUAGCUGAGCUCCGCGCUGUUUGUCCUCUCCGGCUCGCCGUCAGUCACACACGGCGGGACAGACUUGAAGUGAGGAACUGAAAAAAGUGUCACAACAACGUAGCAUGCGGCUUUAUCCUGUUGUUUGGAGACGCGGGAUGUGUUAAUUAACUUCACUACUUACACGAGUUUCACCGGGUUGAAGAUGUGCUCUCUGGCGCUGUUUCCUCCUCCGCUGCCCUCCGGACAGACCACUCUGUGCGAGUCCAACAACGAGCUGCUGUCCAGGACCAGGACCAGCACCGAGGACCUGCAUAAACAGGAGUCCAGUCCUCUGAGUUUGUAUUUCCCCCGAGAGUCUCUGAAGCUCCACAGCCGCACAGAAAGCAGCAGCAAGGCGGCUUUCCUGGACCACUCUGAGACUCUGUGGAUGAGGAGUGCAGCAGCGUGGCGGGAUGGAGGAUUCACAGGGCUUCUCAAUGAAAUUACCAACUCGCAUGCAGAGGUGCCUCCGUGGCUGUCAGUGAGCUCUGGUUGUAUCCUGGCGUUGCUCCGAAAGGUCUCCUCCUUUCACGGCUCUCUGUUUCCUCACCUCACAGUAAGUU
This is a messenger RNA of Larimichthys crocea (large yellow croaker), 594 nucleotides long. RefSeq names its product aladin-like. Gene Ontology annotation, cellular component: nuclear pore. The annotation marks the transcript as partial. Lineage: Eukaryota; Metazoa; Chordata; Actinopteri; Sciaenidae. The transcript is spliced from 5 exons. Gene Ontology annotation, biological process: nucleocytoplasmic transport. The record is from RefSeq and is a predicted model, not a curated record.